Molecule: messenger RNA, 553 nt
Organism: Suillus plorans
Lineage: Eukaryota; Fungi; Basidiomycota; Agaricomycetes; Boletales; Suillaceae
Exons: 1
Coding region: 160-405 (81 amino acids)
Source: RefSeq, a predicted model, not a curated record
AUGCCACCACCCCUGAACUUCAUGUUGUUAUUUUCAGGUACUCGUAGAAACCGUCCGCAGCCUUCCCAACGUUCAGCGAUGUGAGAGAACGAGCGCGUGUGACAGGCGUGGCAUACUAUUUCCUGUAGUUCAGGGUAUUGCUGGGGUAUUUCCUGCGCCAUGCGCAUAUCAAGCUUGUCUUUCAGGUGUUUGCCUUUGAGCGAUAUACUGGCCGCGGAGACAGUUUAUAACAUGAUCGGGCUAAGCAGUCAGUCCGAGGAAUCUGAUCUUCACGAAGGAGCCAGAUAUUUCAAGUACGGUUCGAUCGAUCUUGACAUCAUGUUGUUGCGAUGUAAGUGGCUGGAGUGUCAUAGGAAGUUGAUGAACCUGACUCGGCACCGAGGGCGUCGAUGUAUAAUUGGUUGAAAUUCUGAAGCUGUCCUGUUCGAAUGGAUUAGGAUAUUCUUGAUUCAAGCGGCGAGUCUGGGACCACUGCGUUACUAGUCCGCGCUUCUAUGCCAUAUCCCUAGGAGUAUCAUUCGAAGGGAGAGACAAAAACGAGACGCAGUUACGC